AUGUCAGGAACAACUUCCAUUCGAGAGGCGAUAGCGCGGUUUGAAGAUGCGGAAUACAAACGUCGCACGAUGGAGAUGACAGAAGAGGCAAAAGCUGAAGCCCCGCGUGUUGUCGCCUCGGAGGAGGCUCGUGUUUUGCUAAUUGGAAUGCUACCUCCUAUUGUGAAGAUGGACAAGGACAUUACGACGCUGGUGAAUUGCGAACACCUUGCGCUCUCCACAAAUGCCAUUGAGAAGAUAGGACCUGGGUUGAAAGAGCUCAAGAAACUAAAGGUUCUGUCACUCGGUCGAAAUGCCAUCCGAAAGAUUGAGCAACUAGACAUCCCGCAUCUGGAACAACUGUGGCUCUCUUAUAACAAAAUCGACAAACUCACUGGACUGGAUAAACUAAAGAGCCUUAAGGUGUUAUAUAUGAGUAACAACCUUAUCAGCAGUUGGACGGAGAUUGACAGGUUGGCUAAUCAAUGCCCUGAACUCAUUGAAGUACUUUUUAAAAACAACCCCAUUCACAAUAACGCCCCAUCAGAAAAAGAGUACCGCUGUAUGAUAUUGCAGAGGCUUCCACGGUUGACGAAGCUCGAUGGUGUACCAGUGGAUCCGGAAGAGAAGGAAGAGGCGGAGCGCGGCCGGUAA
This is a messenger RNA of Trypanosoma brucei brucei TREU927, 633 nucleotides long. RefSeq names its product dynein light chain, putative. Bases 1 to 633 code for a protein of 210 amino acids. The transcript has a single exon. Lineage: Eukaryota; Euglenozoa; Kinetoplastea; Trypanosomatida; Trypanosomatidae. Gene Ontology annotation, cellular component: cytoplasm. Gene Ontology annotation, molecular function: protein kinase binding. The record is from RefSeq and is a predicted model, not a curated record.